Molecule: messenger RNA, 2199 nt
Organism: Morus notabilis
Lineage: Eukaryota; Viridiplantae; Streptophyta; Magnoliopsida; Rosales; Moraceae
Exons: 2
Coding region: 1-2070 (689 amino acids)
Source: RefSeq, a predicted model, not a curated record
AUGGAAAUACCAAUUCCAAACAAGUUCAAGAAGCUGUGGGAUGUGUGGGACAUUCGUUGUUGCAUUCUCUUAAGCUUGUUCCUCCAGGCUUUCUUAGUGUCUUUUGCAUCGUUGAGGCAACGAUCCAAGAGGACGUUGCUCAUCUUCUUCGUUUGGUCGGCCUACUUGCUAGCCGACUGGGUUGCUGCCGUUGCCAUCGGCAUAAUCACCCAAAGUCAGGGUAACGAUUGUGACCCUCGGUCUUGGCAAAAUGAGGAUCUUUUCGCGUUUUGGUCGUCGUUUUUGUUGUUGCAUCUUGGCGGCCCAGACAACAUCACUUCUUUCUCCCUUGAGGAUAACGAGUUCUGGCUCCGCCACCUUUUUGGACUCAUCUUACAGGUUUUGGCCGCUGCUUAUAGCAUCUAUCUCACACUUCCAAGCAACAAGCUAUGGCUCCCCACCAUGUUAGUCUUCGUUGUUGGAACCGUCAAGUAUGCGGAGAGAACCUAUGCUCUCUAUCUAGCUAGCUUGGACCGCUUUGGGACGGCAGUGUUGCCAGAACCGGAGCCUGGUCCUGACUAUGAAGAGUCUGUGCUUCAACUGUCAACCCAAACGACACCGAAUCUCAAUCCAAUGCAACCCGAUCUUGAUGAAGUUGUUGCCAAAUUAGGAGAAGAUGUGAAAAAGUUGGAUGAUGAUACCAAGUUGCUGCAGGUGUCACAUAUGCUUUUUCAGUGCUUCAAGAGACUAAUUGUUGGGUUUUUUGUGAGCUACAGAGACCGCCAGAUAUGCCGAAAAAUUUUUUUGGACAUCGACCAGAAAUGCGCCUUUAAGUUGAUGGAGUUCGAGCUGAGCUUUAUGUACCAUGUUCUCCACACAAAGGCGAUAGUGGUGUGCCGCAGAGCUGGGUACAUCAUCCGCUUCCUUGGUUUCACUUUCAUACUUGUUGCCGCAUGUGUAUUCAUUGUCUUGGUAAAUGGCAAGAAAAUUGUGCUUGCUAACAAGUACAUUGAAAUAGCCCUCACUUACUCCUUACUUGUCGGAGCUAUAGUCCUUGAAUUCGUGUCCAUCAUCAAGCUCAUUUUCUCCGAUUGGACUCUCAUAUCCCCCUGGGGCGGGGACACAAGAUGGAAAAAAUUCGUCAAAGAUAUCAUUUUGAAAAGACGAAGAUGGGCUGAGUCGGUUUCUCAAUACAACAUGAUCAGCUAUUGCAUUGAUGAACAUAACAUAAGGCUAGUAUACAAGUUGUCCGGUUAUGUUAACGCCACAGCAAUUGUGGACACAUUGAAAGUCAUUUGGCAUUCAUCAUCAAAAAAUGUUCACAAAAACCUCCACAAGUUCAUUUUCAAUGAGCUGAAAGAUAAAUCUAAGGAUCACGGAGAAAAUCCAAGGGAUGCAAGAGAAGCAUGUUUGCAAAAAGGCGAGUCAGCGCUACUAAGGAGCUCUACUAGGAGCUAUAUCCAACUUAAGUGGAGCAUUGGUGAGUUUCAAUACACAGAGAGCAUUCUUCUGUGGCACUUGGCUACUGAACUUUGCUAUCAUCAAGAGAAUCAAACAUCAAAUAGUACUACUACUACCACUGACCGGCCAGUCAAUGACAACGAAGAAAUUUGCAAGCUUGUUUCGGAUUAUAUGUUCUAUCUACUAGUGAUGCAGACCACAAUGAUGUCCCCGGUUUUGGGAAAUUGGUACAAGGUAUUCCAGGACACAUGUGCAGAGGCCAAGAGAUUUUUCGACAAACACAAGAUACCAAAUCAUUCAAAAGCUUGCGAGAAGAUGAUUUCGAUUAAGGCCAAGUUCAGGCCGGCUGCCGUGAAGGGAAUCAAAAGCAAAUCCGUGUUCUUCGAUGCGUGUAUCCUAGCGCAACAGCUUAGGAGAUUGGAGGAUCGAUGGGAUGUGAUGGCCAAAUUGUGGGUGGAAUUCAUGUGCUAUGCAGCCAUUAACUGUAGGGCCAACAUACAUGCUCAGCAAACAAGUAGGGGUGGAGAGCUUUUGACAAUCACUUGGUUGUUGAUGUAUCAUUUUGGCUUGGGAACACAGUUUUCCGAGCAAGAAGAACAAGCUGGCACAAAGAUGGUUUCUGUAAAGUAGUAGUACACAAGCCACAAGACCCAAUAAUUAUAAGCACACCAUGUUGCUUAGAUAGUUACAAAAAUAAAUACCAGAAAAAGAGGAAAACAGUAAAUGUGGAUGCUUGUUAUAAGAUGAAAUAAAUCAUGA